Messenger RNA from Saccoglossus kowalevskii, 900 nucleotides. Its product is annotated as low-density lipoprotein receptor-related protein 12-like. Gene Ontology annotation, molecular function: protein binding. NCBI's taxonomy places the organism in Eukaryota, Metazoa, Hemichordata, Enteropneusta, Harrimaniidae. Gene Ontology annotation, cellular component: plasma membrane. The record is from RefSeq and is a predicted model, not a curated record.
CAGACAGUGUACCUGCCCGUCAACAAACGACCUUAAGAUAUCAGGAUAAAAGUUGAAGAUCGUUCAAGUUAUUGACCAUGAAUAUCAGUCCGAUGUCAAUCGCUGUUUUGGUGCUAGUGUGUGUCAAUGUGGCGUUUUCUAUUCCAACCAUCUUGGAUUCGUGUUUUUCUUUGUCACGUCACUUCGGAGAUCCUCCAUUUGAAUGUGUGAGAUGGGAGAACCCAGCUCAGCACUGUGUCCGACCUGACUGGCACUGUGACAGCAUAGUAGAUUGCCAAGAUGGAUCUGAUGAACUGGCGGAUGAAUGCGCUGAACAAUUUCAAAGUUAUUGUGACAACGGAUUUAUUGGAAAAUAUUUCAGUGACGGGAGCCUACUGAACAAGUACCAAUGUGACAACGGUAUGUGCAUUGAAGAGUGUCGUCGGUGUGAUGGUGUAUAUAACUGUGCCGAUCUCAGCGAUGAAGCCGACUGUGAAACUAUCCAAUCAGAGAACUGCACCCUGCAACACCAUGGACAAAUCACUGAAAUGCCAGGAGUCGAUCUAUUUUAAUUCUCGCGAUAUCAUUGCAAUCUCGAGAUUGUAUUUCAACUUUUGCGGUAUUGUUUUUUCGAGAUGCAGAUAAUCAAGUAUCCGUUAUACUCUUACACGAACGGGCGUUAUCUGUCAAUAUACAAGAAGUCAUUUACUAAUCAUGUAAAUAUGUAUAUUUUAUGAUAAGAUAUUUAACACCAACGUUGUCAAACUGUUAACAGUAUUACAAUAUUAUUUAUUUGUUUUCUAGGUACUAAUCUGCAUAUUUAUAUUGAAUUAUAUUAUGUUAUGUAUUAUAUACAUAUAUAUUGUAUUGUAUUGUAUUGUUACAGUAUUGGUCCAAUAAAUUACAUUACAUUAUUCAUGU